CCCGCACAAUAAAAGGCCCGCCAUCCCCGCCAUGUUCGAAGCCCCCGACUCCCAUCCCCGGUUCGUCCUCCUUCCCCGACAACCUCAGUCGCGUCACCCCGCCAACUGCUCGCCAUGGGUAAAGGCUACAGCCCCACCAUCGCGGGGAAUCCGGUCUUCGCAUGUAUCGGCGGCGGUCUCUUCGGGCUGGACAUCUCGUCCAUGUCCGCGGUCCUCAACAACCCUGCGUACAACGAGUACUUUGGCUACCCGGGCUCAACCAGGCAGGGCGGCAUCGUCGCCUCCAUGCCCGCAGGCUCCUUCGCCGGUGCCCUCGCCGUCGCCUUCCUUGCUGACAAGCUCGGUCGCAAGUGGACCGUCAUCCUCAGCGGCUGGAUCUGGGUCCUUGGGUGCAUCAUCCAAUGCGCGUCUCAGAACGUUGCCAUGCUCGUCGCCGGUCGUGUCAUCGCCGGUCUGGCGGUCGGUAUCGCCUCCUCCGUCGUCCCCAUCUACCAAUCCGAAAUCACCCCUCCCGCCAUCCGUGGUCGACUCGUCUCCAUGCAACAAUGGUCGAUUACGUGGGGCAUCCUCCUCCAAUACUUUGUCGAAUUCGGCUGCUCGUACAUCGACGGCAACGCCUCCUUCCGCAUUCCUUGGGGUCUCCAGAUGAUCCCCGCCAUCGUUCUCUCCGUCGGCAUGCUCUUCUUCCCCGAGUCUCCUCGUUGGCUCAUGGACCGCAACCGUGAGCAAGAAGCGCUGCAGAUCCUCGCAGACCUGCACGGCGGCGGCGACACGACGGCGCCGCUCGUGGUGCUCGAGUACAACGAGAUCAAGGAGCACGUCACCUUCGAGCGCACGCAGGGCGCAAAGUCCUACCUCGACCUCCUCAAGCCCGGCAUCGUGCGCCGCGUCGGCCUCGGCAUGUCCCUCCAGAUGUGGUACUACAUCGUGUACGUGUUCGAGGGCGCGGGCUUGACGGGCCGCCGCGCGAACCUCAUCGCGGACUCCGUGCAGUACGUGCUGAACGUCGCGAUGACCGUCCCCGCGAUCAUCUACGUCGACCGCUGGGGCCGCCGCCCGCUCCUGAUCGCCGGCACGGCGCUCAUGGGCUUCUGGCUCUUCCUCGUCGGCGGCCUCCAGGGCCGCUUCGGCCACUGGGGCGAGAUCGACAACAGCAAGAUCUGGGUCGUCGCGGGGAACGACGCGGCGACGAAGGCGAUCAUCGUGUGCUCGUACCUGUUCGUGUGCUCGUUCGCGGUGACGAUGGGCCCGGUGUCGUGGACGUACCCGGCGGAGCUGUUCCCGAUGCGGGUGCGCGCGAAGGCGGUGUCGGUGUCGACGGCGACGAACUGGGCGUUCAACUUCGCGCUCGCGUGGUUCGUGCCGCCGUCGCUCGCGAACAUCGCGUACAAGACGUACUUCAUCUUCGGGACGUUCAACUUCGCGGCGUGCGUGCACAUAUUUUUCUGCUUCCCCGAGACGGCGGGGCGGACGCUCGAGGAGAUCGAGGCGGUGUUCGCGGAGGGCCAUGCGUUCACGGCGUGGCGCGUCGGACGCGAGGUGGGCAAGGCGGACCUCGGCCAGGUCGGGUCGGCGAAGUUGGACGAGAAGCACGACGUGCACGACGUAGGCUCGCUCGAGGAGAAGGUGUAGGGCGGUGUUGGCUUUUACUAAUCAUUGGUGUAUCCCUGCCUGUGCGUGCGAUGUAUCUUGUAGUGGCUCCUUUUCUUUUCGACUUUGCGCGCAAUGCGACAUGCUUUGCUAUAGUUACGACCGCAAUGAUUACGCAUUUUGCUGGGUUUCUUUUGA
Molecule: messenger RNA, 1788 nt
Organism: Fomitopsis serialis
Lineage: Eukaryota; Fungi; Basidiomycota; Agaricomycetes; Polyporales; Fomitopsidaceae
Product: general substrate transporter
Exons: 8
Coding region: 115-1632 (505 amino acids)
Biological process (GO): transmembrane transport; carbohydrate transport
Cellular component (GO): membrane
Molecular function (GO): carbohydrate:proton symporter activity
Source: RefSeq, a predicted model, not a curated record